AAGCAGUCGACCGUUGAACCCUCUAAGGGCAACCAACACCGCCCCAUCGUCCCUCUUGACCGUCAGUCGACCUUCCUCCUGCUUGCUGAUUUGAUGCUCAUAACUACCGCAAGAUUUAAGAAAAUAUUAUAUAAGUGAACUAGAGAAGAAAUCAGCAUCGAUAGAUUGUGUAUAAUAGGUAUUGAGGAACUGCUCUCAUCAUAAGCGAUCUGAACCUGCAAACCCACUCAAACUCUCUAAAGGCUCAAUUGUCGACUGUCACUUUCAGCUCGGUUCAAUUUCUAAUCGAAGGUUCAAAGACCUACGGAAAUGAAAGCACAGAAUAGACCAGAGGCCUCCCUGAGCCAAUAUUUCAAAUCUUUUGCCGAGCCACACAUGUUUUCACAAAUCAAAAUCGAUUUGAUUGCAGCCGUUGGCGAGUUUAUGGGUACUUUUGUGUUUUUGCUCGUCGGUUUGGGUGGCAUUCAAGCUGGCAAAACAUCUAAUACGGACAAUUCUAUCUCAACUACCGGGAACAGUACUGUCCCAAACCUGAACUUAUUGAUGUAUGUAUCGACUUCUAUGGGCCUGAGUUUAUUAUUUUCUUGCUGGAUAUUUUUUCGAGCUACUGGCGCGGCCUUCAAUCCCAACGUAUCUCUUGCCCUGUUGUUGAUCCGGAUAAUCAGCCCUCUAAGAUUUGUGCUUUACACCACCGCACAACUCUUAGCUUCGAUUGCGGCUUCUGCUGUUCUACAAGCUAUCUUGCCCGGGCCAUUGGCCGUCUCGACUACUCUUGGAGCCGGCACAAGUGCAGCCCAAGGCCUUUUUAUCGAAGUUUUUAUCACAUGUGCACUGGUCCUCUCGGUGCUAUUCCUGGCGGUUGAAAAACACAAAGCUACCUUUUUGGCCCCGAUCGGUAUCGGAAUUACUCUCUUUGCGGGUCAUUUAUUUGCUAUUGUCUAUACUGGAGCUGGCAUGAACACUGCUAGGUCGUUUGGUCCUGCGGUCGUUUCUGGGUUUUCGCCAGAACAUUGGAUUUAUUGGAUCGGGCCUACGCUAGGUUCACUGCUAGCGGUGGGGAUUUACGCGUUUAUGAAGCUCUUCAAGUAUUGGAAACUGAGCGAAGGGCAAGACACCGACAUUCCGAGCAAGUCGCCCGAGUUGUUUACGCAAGCUGCCCCACCGGUGAUAGAAGUUGCAAGGCCGGCAAAUCCAGAAAAGAAUGAAGUGGGCGCUCAGGCUGGUGCAAGCAAGCCAGCAAAGGUCUUUUGGCCACCACAGUCACCCAGUAUGACUCUGAGUCAUCAAAAGAACUUCAGUCAUGACGGGGCAGGGAUGGUUUGACAAUCAAAACAGUCACAACAAUUAAACUUGAUGGAUUAACAAUGCAUCCAGGAAUCAGAAUAAUUCUUUCAUAGCUCUAAAGAUGGUGUUUGUCUACCAUUAUGUUUUAUGGGCUCGAUGCUUUGAACUCGAUGUAAAUUUGUGAAAAACUCUGCAUAAAUAGGCAUAAGUAAACAAGUCUUGAAGUAAUUGUACCGUACCCACAAACCUCGAACACCACUUUGAUUGGUGCGGUACGUG
Puccinia graminis f. sp. tritici CRL 75-36-700-3 is the source of this 1563-nucleotide messenger RNA. RefSeq lists its product as uncharacterized. The record is from RefSeq and is a predicted model, not a curated record. Gene Ontology annotation, biological process: transmembrane transport. NCBI's taxonomy places the organism in Eukaryota, Fungi, Basidiomycota, Pucciniomycetes, Pucciniales, Pucciniaceae. The coding region runs from base 310 to 1323 and encodes 337 amino acids. The transcript has 9 exons. Gene Ontology annotation, cellular component: plasma membrane. Gene Ontology annotation, molecular function: water channel activity.